Emiliania huxleyi CCMP1516 is the source of this 581-nucleotide messenger RNA. Its product is annotated as thioredoxin. The record is from RefSeq and is a predicted model, not a curated record. NCBI's taxonomy places the organism in Eukaryota, Haptophyta, Isochrysidales, Noelaerhabdaceae. Bases 16 to 453 code for a protein of 145 amino acids. The transcript has 2 exons.
CGCUGAUCAGCCAAGAUGAGGAGCAUCGCCACUACCGAGGAGUGGCACGCCCUGCUGGCUGACGCGGCUGCAAAGAACCAGGCUGUGGUCGUCGACUUCACGGCGUCGUGGUGCGGGCCGUGCAAGAUGAUUGCGCCCAUCUUCGAGGCCCUCGCCGCCAAGUACUCCCAUGUUUGCUUUGUCAAGAUCGACGUGGACGAGAAUCAGGAAGUCGCACAGGAGUGCCGCGUCUCUGCGAUGCCAACUUUCAAGGCCUUCCGCGACAAGAAAGAGGUCGGUUCGUGCCGCGGAGCCAACCCUGAGGCGCUCGAAGCGCUGGUGGUGGCUCACCAGGGCGACAAGUGGUCCGCUGCCGGCGAGGGCCAGGCGCUCGGCGGCAGCGCCGGCGAGGCGAGCGGCAUGAGCGAGCGUGAGAAGCGGCUCGCGGCUCUCGAAAAGCGAGGCCUGAAGUGAGUGUGAACCAUUUGUUUAUUAUUUUGGUCAACCCGCGACGCCGGUGUGCGUGCAGUGCGACGACGGACGAGAUCUCGCCCAACAUUGAGCUACGCUACUUGAGCACGUGUAAUUCGUGUAAUCGAAAA